AUGGAACCGGCUACCCGACUGCAUCGGCACAAUCCACUGGUUCGUUCAAAACCAGUUGCGACUGGAGCUGGUAGCAGGAGGACGGUAUUCCGGAGAGAACGCCGGGAAAGAUUGAGGGCCCAUCGUCCUGAGGCACCACCACCAGCAACAACACCGACGGUGUUGGCACAAACUAGCGACGACCAAGGCCAAAACAGCAACAUCGAAGGAGAGAAUGAUGGGCCACCCAACACACCACAGCCAACCAUCAUCAUUUACAACAACAAUAUGGGUGGCAACAUCACAAAUGGCCAUCCUCAAUUCGUCCGAUGA
This is a messenger RNA of Adineta ricciae, 312 nucleotides long. NCBI's taxonomy places the organism in Eukaryota, Metazoa, Rotifera, Eurotatoria, Adinetida, Adinetidae. The record is from the annotation of a GenBank genome assembly.